AUGGCGGACGACUUCGAGGCACCGUGGGUGGAGAAGUACCGGCCGCGCGUGCUGGCGGACGUGGUGGGCAACCGCGACACGGUGGCGAGUCUGCAGGCCAUGGCGCAGGCGGGCAACAUGACGAACCUGAUCCUGUCGGGCCCGCCGGGCACGGGCAAGACCACGAGCAUCCUGUGUCUGGCGCGCGAGCUGCUGGGCGCGAGCAUGAAGCAGGCGGUGCUGGAGCUCAACGCGUCGGACGACCGCGGCAUCGACACGGUGCGCAGCAAGAUCAAGAUGUUCGCGCAGCAGAAGGUGACGCUGCCCCCGGGCCGCCACAAGAUCGUGAUCCUGGACGAGGCCGACUCGAUGACGGCCGCGGCCCAGCAGGCGCUGCGCCGCACCAUGGAGAUCUUCUCGGCCACGACGCGGUUCGCGCUGGCCUGCAACAACUCGACCAAGAUCAUCGAGCCCAUCCAGAGCCGCUGCGCCAUCCUGCGCUACACGCGGCUGCCCGACGAGAUGCUGCUGCGUCGGCUGCUCACGGUCUGCCAGGAGGAGAAGGUCGGCUACAAGGAAGAAGGACUGGCCGCACUCAUCUUCACGGCCGAGGGGGACAUGCGCAACGCGCUCAACAACCUGCAGGCCACCGCCAGCGGCUUCGGUUUCGUGAGCGACGAGAACGUGUUCAAGGUGUGCGACCAGCCGCACCCGGCGGUGGUGCGAGAGAUCCUCAACCAGUGCGCCAAGGGCGAGCUGGACGGCGCGGAGAAGCAGGCGGUGGAGCUCUGGAAGAGCGGCUACUCGUCGCUGGACAUCAUCGGCACCAUUUUCAGGGUGUGCAAGGCCCUGCCCAUGGAGGACGAGAAGCUCAAGCUCGAGUUCAUCAAGCUCAUCGGCGCCACGCACAUGUGCAUCGCGGACGGCGUGUCGACGCUGCUGCAGAUCCACGGACUUGUGGCCAGACUGUGCUCGGCUGCAUUGGCGGCCAAGACUGGGUGA
This is a messenger RNA of Phytophthora sojae, 981 nucleotides long. RefSeq lists its product as hypothetical. Gene Ontology annotation, molecular function: ATP binding; ATP hydrolysis activity; DNA binding. NCBI's taxonomy places the organism in Eukaryota, Oomycota, Peronosporomycetes, Peronosporales, Peronosporaceae. The transcript has a single exon. The record is from RefSeq and is a predicted model, not a curated record. Gene Ontology annotation, biological process: DNA-templated DNA replication; DNA repair. Bases 1 to 981 code for a protein of 326 amino acids. Gene Ontology annotation, cellular component: nucleus; DNA replication factor C complex.